Messenger RNA from Funneliformis mosseae, 1200 nucleotides. Lineage: Eukaryota; Fungi; Glomeromycota; Glomeromycetes; Glomerales; Glomeraceae. The record is from the annotation of a GenBank genome assembly.
AUGGAGAAUCAGUUUGUACUCAAAAGAGAAGAUAUUGAAGAAAAAAAAGUAAUUAAAGGUGGUAACCUUGAAACCGUAUUGCCAGUUUCCAAUCGACAGCCUAAUCCACAGUUGGUUCCCAUUCGUCCACCGUCUUUAGACCCUGAAUCUUCGAGAACAAGAGUUUCUAAAAUAAUGAGACAUGCUAAUUUUUCAACGAUACCUCCAAAGUCAAGUUUAACAAAGUUUCAUACAGGGUUUCAUGGAGAAUUUAGUAGUAGUUAUGUAAAGCUAGAAACAAAAAAUCUUUCUACCGGAGGCAAUAAGACUAGUCAAAUUACUUCAGGAACGGUCUCCUCAAUGAUGCCACCGGCAAAUAUUUCGACCUCGGUUAUCUCUUCAAUGACGCCUAUAGUUACUCCUACAUCCAUCAAAGUCUUUCCCGCAGAAAAAACGGUAAAAGUUUCGAAUAAGUCUAAACUAGUUAAAAUUUCACCAAGGACAACAGAUGAUGCAGAUGAAUCCGCAGUCGAAUCCAAAUUACAAAUAAAAGAAGAAAUAAAAUCUGAAAUCAUUAAUAAUAAUGAUGAUGAACAACCUAAAGAGACGACAACAAAGAAACGAAAGUUAGAGAAUGAGGCGUUCAAUGAAAAAAGAUUCGCUUGUCCGAUAUGCAAUAGACGUUUUACGCGUAAAUUCAACAUGCAGACCCACCAACUUACUCAUGAGGUUGAUCGAGUGAAACCCUUCCUUUGUAGUUAUCCGGAUUGUGAACAUCGUUUCACGAGAAAACACGACCUUAAACGUCAUAUAUACGGCAUUCAUGAACUUCCCGAGCACGAAUUUAAAUGUUUUAAUUGUAGUAGAACCUUCACUCGAAAGGAUGCUUGUAAGAGGCAUUCACUUACAUGUCAUUUAUUUGAGGAAAUUCCGGAAUAUGAAGUUCAAGAGAGAAGAAGACGUAGACCUACUUCGAAGACCAAAUAUACCAAAUAUGAUCGGGAAAUUAAUUUUGGACAACAAGCGAUCGCACCUUUAGAUCAACGUUUCUCGACUUCAAAUACCAUGAAAUUUUCAACUGAUGAUUUAGUUAAUUCUUUAAAUGUUGAAAAUUCUUCAACCUCAUCAACAAUUGAUACAAUAGAUAAUUUGAUGGAUGAAUCGAUGCCUGAAGAUUCGAUCGAUCAAAUGUUUGAUGGAGACAUGAAUGGUAACAUGUGA